Myotis lucifugus (little brown bat) is the source of this 2112-nucleotide messenger RNA. RefSeq names its product cytidine/uridine monophosphate kinase 2 (gene CMPK2). Gene Ontology annotation, biological process: dUDP biosynthetic process; dTDP biosynthetic process; dTTP biosynthetic process. Lineage: Eukaryota; Metazoa; Chordata; Mammalia; Chiroptera; Vespertilionidae. Gene Ontology annotation, cellular component: cytoplasm; mitochondrion. The record is from RefSeq and is a predicted model, not a curated record. Gene Ontology annotation, molecular function: dTMP kinase activity.
UGCACGCCCUUUCAUGCCCGAGGCCCGGGGCGGUGCUGGAGCUGGUGGACCGGUGCCCCCGGCAGGUGCAGAGAGGCGCGUUCCCGGUCAUCGUCAUGGAGGGCCUGGACGCCACAGGCAAAACCACCGUGACCCAGGCCGUGGCAGGCGCCCUCCAGGCCGCCCUGCUGAAGUCGCCGCCCGCCUGCAUCAGCCCGUGGCGGCAGGCCUUCGACGACGAGCCCGCCAUCAUCAGGAGAGCCUUCUACUCUCUGGGCAACUACAUUGUGGCUUCUGAGAUAGCCCAGGCGUCCGCCAGGUCCCCCGUGGUGGUGGACAGGUACUGGCACAGCACGGCCGCCUACGCCAUCGCCACCGAGGUGAGCGGGGCGGUCCAGCACCUGCCCCCGGCCCACCACCCCAUUUACCAGUGGCCGAAGGACCUGCUCCGGCCCGACCUGGUCGUGCUGCUCACGGUGAGCCCUGAGGAGAGAUUGAGGAGGAUCCGAGGCCGGGGCCUGGAGAAGACCAGCGAGGAGGAGGAGCUGGAGGCCAACAGCGUGUUCCGUCAGAAGGUGGAGGUCUCCUACGAGCGGAUGGAGAGCCCGGGCUGCCACGCGGUGGACGCCAGCCCCUCGAGGGAGAGCGUCCUCCAGGCGGUGCUCAGCCUCAUCCGCGAUCGUUGUCCUCAGCGGCCGUGACUCGGCGCCUCGUCACAUGUCCAAGCCUCUCCGCCAGGGCUGGGUACACGCUUUCCUGCUCGGUGUGUCGCGGAGAAUUGGGGACCAGACCUCUCCGUGUCCCCCUAAUUACUGUUUGUGCUUCUGACCGAUGGGCCCGUCGGGGUUGAGACGGGCCACGUUCCCGUGGGCGCCAAGAGAGAUUUCUGCCCGGCACCACGCGCUUGUUCUUCGAAUGGGCUUCACGCCGUCCCAGCAAAGGCCUCCACGGUUGUCUUGUCCUGAGGCACGAGGUCUACAGAGCCACGGGGAAGCCCUCCCCGCUCAGCGGCGUCCCAUCCCAGCCUCCGCCACGCCCACACCUGCUCCCUGGCAAGACCUUGACACGGUGGGCGUGGACGUCUUCCCAGCCCGGCCUCACCCCAUGGUCUUGACUGAGCCCCAGAUCCCAGAGCCAAGCCCUCCCACAGGACGUGCCUGCGUGUCCUGGCCCCCAGGAGCGUCUGGUGGGCGGGGGGCACGUGCACAGCCGGUGUCCCCCUGUGUCGGCAGCUCACAACCCCGAGACCCCGAAGCGCAGGCACGCCGGCCUUUCUGGAAUUAUUCCUGCUUGUUCCGAUCCCACCCUUUCCGCUGGGCACUGGCCGUGGGUGUGGGAGCGUCUCGCCCUGAGCCGGAUGCCCGCACGUGGCCAGGUAGCCAUGUGGUGGUAGCGCUGCGUCCCGCAGGGUCCCCGCGGCCCAGGGCCGGGCUGCACGACCAACAACGGGGCCCGGAAGCCACGGCCACGCGGGUUGUGUCUUUCAUUCCCCGGGUGUGGUUUCUCUCACGGCGUGAGCACAGCGGGCCCUGGCGGGGGUCUCCCAGUGAGUGGUCUUGCACUUGAAUGUCUGUGAUGGCCCAUGAAGUCCGCUGGGCGGUCUGUGUGAGAAAAGAGGACAUUUAACUGCUUAGUGGCGUUGGGUGAAUCAUUUAAUAUUAGUGGUAACUUGAUCAAAAUGUGAGAAUAAUGCUUUCUGUGUCUUACGGAGUGGGCGGAGCCCGGCGAUCACCUAAAUCUCUUCCAGUUCUCAGAUGGAUAGAUGAUUAUCUUCUUGAGACAUCCCCCCCCCACCAGAUAAUUACAUUUGAGGCCUUAUCAGGAUCAUGCUAUGGAAUCUUAAAUUAUAGUAACAUUUAGUAUUAACUAUAUCAUUCUAUUUUUCAAAAGAACCAUAGGUAAUUUAUACACACUAAAUCGAUGCAUAUAAAUGGAAAUACGAUUUCAGAUGAACAUAUUUUUAAAGCUGAUACAUGGUGUCGGGAUCCGUUAAGAUGUGAUGUCGAAUUAUGUUCUUGGGGUUCAUGACUUGGUCUGAACAGCUUGCGUGCUGCCCCGGAAAACAAGCCUUCCAUCUUCCGUGCCUCCCUUCCGCCCCUCGCGGCGAAUAAACUCGCUGUGGUGUCCAGCCUG